Misgurnus anguillicaudatus (oriental weatherfish) is the source of this 3951-nucleotide messenger RNA. The record is from RefSeq and is a predicted model, not a curated record. Lineage: Eukaryota; Metazoa; Chordata; Actinopteri; Cypriniformes; Cobitidae.
AUUGAUAGAGAAUCUGCUGAAUCCAACUGUGUGUCUAUGAAGAGUGAUCAUUCAAUGGAUCGUCCACCUGUGUUCAGUUCAGGAGACUCUGGUGCAGAUGUGAGUAACACAACAGAUGAAUCAAAGUCCUUCAAAGGGAAGCAGAUGGAUUCAGUUUUUCAGGAUCUUGAAGACAAAAUCAUCUCUCUGAUGAAGAAAGAGCUGAAGAUCUUCAAGAAUCUACUGAGCUCAGAUUACCCAGCAUGCUCUGAGAGAGAGGAGGAGGAGGAUGAAGAUCAGAUCAGAGUCAGAGAGGAGCUUCUGAAGAUCACACUGCACGUCCUGAAGAAGAUGAACCAGACAAACCUCGCUGAUAAACUACAGACCAAACUUUUACCUUUGUUUGUGAAAAAACACAAAUCCAGACUAAAGGAGAAAUUCCAGAGAAUAAAUGAAGGAAUAUCAAGUCAAGGAAACUCAAGACUUGUGAAUGAGAUCUACACAGAGCUGUACAUCACAGAGGGAGGGAGUGAAGAACUCAAUAAUGAACACGAGGUGAGACAGAUUGAGACAACAUCCAGAAGAUCAGAGACACAAGAAACAUCAAUCAAAUGUAAUGACAUCUUUAAAGCUUUACCUGGACAAGACAAACACAUCAGAACUGUGCUGACUAAAGGAGUUGCUGGAAUUGGAAAAACCGUCUCUGUACAGAAGUUCAUUCUGGACUGGAGUGAAGGAAAAGCAAAUCAGGAUCUCCACUUCAUAUUUCCACUUCCAUUCAGAGAACUGAAUCUGAUGAAGAACACAAAUAUCAGUCUGAUGGAUCUUCUUCAUCAGUUCUUCACAGAUACAAAAGAACUGAGAUCAAGAGACUUUGAUGUCUAUAAAGUUGUGUUUAUUUUUGAUGGUCUGGAUGAGUGUCGACUUCCUCUAGAUUUCUCAAACAAUCAGAGUUUGUUUGAUGUAAGAGAAAAAGCUUCAGUGGAUGUGCUGUUGACAAACCUCAUCAAGGGGAAUCUGCUUCCUUCUGCUCUGAUCUGGAUAACAUCACGACCAGCAGCAGCCAAUCAGAUUCCUCCUGACUUUGUCCAACAGAUCACAGAUGUACGAGGAUUCAAUGAUCUUCAGAAGGACGAGUAUUUCAUCAAGAGAAUAAAUUAUGAUUGUUUGUCCAACAGAAUCAUCAAACACAUCAAAUCAUCCAGGAGUUUGUACAUCAUGUGUCACAUCCCAGUCUUCUGUUGGAUUACAGCCACUGUUCUAGAGAGAAUGUUGAGUGAAUCAGAGAGUCAAGCAGAGAUCCCCAAGACUCUCACUCAAAUGUUCACACACUUCCUGAUCUUUCAGACCAAACUGAAGAGUCAGAAGUAUGAUGGGAAAUGUGAGGUAGAUCUUCAACAGGUUAGAAAGAGUCUUCUGUCAGUGGGAAAACUGGCUUUUCAACAGCUGGAGAAAGGGAAUCUGAUCUUCUAUGAGGAGGAUCUGAGAGAUUGUGACAUUGAUGUCAGAGACGCUUCAGUGUACUCAGGAGUUUGUACUCAGAUCUUCAGAGAGGAGUUUGGACUGAACCUGGGGAAGGUCUACAGCUUUGUGCAUCUGACCAUUCAGGAGUUUAUCGCUGCUUUAUAUGUCUUUCUUUCAUUUUCUCAACAAACAUUAGGACUCUUCAGCAUGUUCAGAUCAACUAUGAUUGAUUUACUGAAGAGUGAAGUGGACAAAGCCUUACAGAGUGAGAACGGACACCUGGACCUUUACCUCCGAUUCCUUCUCGGUCUCUCACUGGAGUCCAAUCAGAUGAUCUUACGAGAUCUACUGACACAGACAGGAAGAAGAUCUGACCGCAGACAGGAAAUAGUUGAGUACAUUAAGAUAAAGAUCAGAGAGAAUCAAUCUCCAGAGAAAUCCAUCAAUCUGUUUCACUGUCUGAAUGAACUGAAUGAUCAAUCUCUAGUGAAUGAGAUACAAACAUAUCUAAACAGAAAAGACAACAGUUGUCUCUCUGGAGUCAAACUCUCUGCCUCUCAGUGGUCGGCUGUGGUGUUUGUGUUACUGAACUCAGAUCAGAAGCUGGAUGAGUUUAAACUGAGUAAAUAUGAUCCAUCAGAUGAAUGUCUUCAGAGGCUGCUGCCAGUGAUCAAAGCAUCCAGAAAAGCUGAUCUGAUGAACUGUAAUCUGACAGAGAAAAGUUGUUCAUCAUUGAGUUCAGUUCUCAUCUCAAACUCAUCAAGUCUGACAGAACUGAAGCUGAGUGGAAAUGAACUGCAGGAUUCAGGAGUGAAGCUUCUCUCUGAUGGACUGAAGAAUACAAACUGUAAACUGAAGAUAUUACAUCUGAGUUGCUGUAAUCUGACAGAGAAAAGUUGUUCAUCAUUGAGUUCAGUUCUCAUCUCAAACUCCUCAAGUCUGACAGAACUGAACCUGAGUAACAAUAAACUGCAGGAUUCAGGAGUGAAGAUUCUCUCUGAUGGACUGAAGAAUACAAACUGUAAACUCAAGAUAUUAAAUCUGGAGUUCUGCAGUAUUGGAGAUGAAGGUUUUGUUGCUUUGGCUUCAGCUCUGAGAUCAAACCCAUCACACCUGACUGAACUCAAUCUGGGCUUUAAUAAUCCAGGAGAUUCAGGAGUGAAGCUGAUCUCUGAUCUACUGAAGGAUCCACACUGUAAACUACACAAACUACAUAUUGAGUCUCAGUGAUAUCAAUCAUCUACAAGAGCUACAGAUGACAAAUCAAACAACAGACUUCAGUUAUAAAGUAGAAGAUCUGCUUACUGCCUCCUACUGGACAAACAUCAGCAGUGAGACAUCAGAGCUCAACAUGAGAGACGUCUGUUAGAGUUAAACACACAAACAUGUGGAUGAAGAUCUGCAUUCAUAAUCCAGCAGAAGAGUUUAAUGAAGUUCAAUGCUGUUUGUGUUGUGGAUAUGAUUCUUAAACGCUGAUAUAUGACACUCAGUGUAUCUCAUUCUGUCGCAUCUGAUGCUGUUUAAAGUCUUCUGAGCUCUGCUGAUGCUUCAUUACCUGUAGAUCUUCAUCAUCAUCAUCAAAACAGUUCAUUCCUAUGGAUAUAUUCUCAACAAUGAUGACAGACUGACCAAUUAGAUACAGGCUUUAGGUCAUGUGACUAAAUAUUCCUUAUAGAUGUUUAUACUGCUCAUUUCUGUUCACACUGUCAAUCCAAAUCUGAUUUUGGUGCAUAUCCGCUCUGAUCGCAUUUGUGUAGCUUUUCAGUUACGUCAUGCUGUCGCGUCAUGUAAAACAUAAACAUGCUAUAGACCAGUGGCGUGCACAGACCUCCUCAGGGGCAGGGGCUGACGGACUUAAAGGGCAUAAUUUUUUAUGUCAAAUAACAAUCAAAUGUAUUUAUUACUUUGGUGUUUUUAUUCUUUCUUUCCUUGGCAUUAUUUAAAUAAUGUUGUAACAAAUGAAUAACACAUCAAACUUAAAUAGAGAAGUUAGGAAAAUAUUAUUUACUUUCGCUAACAAAACAGCGAGAAUCAAGUUUUGAGGACUUAAUUUUCAUGUUGUAAACUUUAUAUGUGUAUAUGUAUAAAAGUGUUAGCAAUCAUUAAAUCAGCAAGUUAACCGAUCUAUCACAGUGUUUUAAUUGCUUAUUUCUUUGAUUAAAUGUCUCACUUACAAAAAAAGAAACAAUAAGCUUAACCAUUUGAAAUGAUUCCUAAAACCUAUUUUUCAUAGCUAAAACACACUGCUUUGUUAGUUUAGCACACCAUCAAAACACGACAAAUAGUGGGAUUAAUAUUUUUGCUCCAAACUAACUUUAUAGCAGAUCAAGUGUUUUGAGCUGAUGUGGCUUCAGAUCGCAAAAUGAAACAGAUAAUACACUCUUUCUUUUUGGUAUUCUGCACAGUGCUAAAGUUGCAUUAUAAUAAAUAAAUAUAACGUUACUGUAUUAUGAAAAUACCCAACAUGACCGGAACAACACAGAUAUACCAUAUAUAAUCCCCAUUAAG